AUGGUCGGGACCAGGUCAUCAUCCGCACGACGGGGGCACCGUCUAGUGGCGGCAGCCGUCGUGGUGGCAACGCUGGCAGCCCCGGCCGUGAGUUUCGUGAGCGGGCUCAUCGCUCCAGCACCAAGGUCUCCAUGCAUCGAGAGGCAAGCAUCAGGACCUGUGCCAUAUGACACCUUGCAGAAGCAGCACCCAAAGGGCUACAAGAAAAAGCUCUACAAGCGAAUGCCAAACAGCCGCUUGAGCUUGGAGGAUAUCAUGAAGCGCAUCACCACAGUUCUCCUCAAGAACAUGGAGGAGCACUUCCGAGAUGCGCCCAUUAAGACCGUGGACCUCAUGAAGGAGAUUGGUCUCACCGGCAGACAGAUGAAAACCAAGCGCUUCAUUAUUGACGCUCUGCAGAUGCUCCAGGCCCAGAAGGUGAUCUACAAGGUCAAGGCCAACCCAGCGAGGUGGGAGAUCCAUGAGGAGUACCGCAAGUACGGUGUUCCACCAGUCAGCAAGUUCAACCGAGAACCCUGGGCGCUCACCCACCUCUUGGAGUUCAAGCGCACGAAGAAGCCAAAGUUCGGCCCAGUCCACGGCCUCUACCGUCCCAAGGACCGCGACUUCCUCAAGGAGAAGGGCUUGCCGCUGCAGUCGAUCUAUGAUCCCAUCGCGAAGCCAGAUCCUUACUUCACCGGCGACCUGGCCGACAUGCGCUGCAGUCAGCCUUUCACCUCGGAGUACAAGCUUGUCGCUGAGCGCGUGCCGGUGCCUCCAAAGGGCAAGGACGGCAAGUUCGUGCAGUUCGAUGCAGAUGCUGAUGAGUGA
Molecule: messenger RNA, 810 nt
Organism: Symbiodinium sp. CCMP2592
Lineage: Eukaryota; Dinophyceae; Suessiales; Symbiodiniaceae
Source: the annotation of a GenBank genome assembly